AUGCCAGCCGUGAUCGACAAAUCCUUCUCUGGCGUUCUUGGUAGUGUCUAUGGCAUUAUGUCUGGUGCAUGCAAUGCGCAAUAUCAGUGCAACAUUACUGUGGCCGGUUCGAUUUCGAAUCUUCUUGUUGAUGGCAACAACUACACUACGAGCAGCAGUGUGGCAGCAUGGUGCGAUGGUGGACGCUGCUACGGUGCUGCCAAUGCGCCACUGACAGCGACGGCUCCAUUCGUUAUCACUUGUGAUCAGCUUAGCGGUACGCAAGCUUGCUCUGCAACGAUUUCAGGCGCCGCAAAUGCUAUCUUCACAAAUGGAAAGUCACUUGAAUUCUGGGGCUGGCUUACACCCGCCGGAUACUGCCAAAAUGGCGUAUACACUGUGUCUAUCAAAGCCGUUGGCGACCCGAUGUACUAA
This is a messenger RNA of Alternaria atra, 414 nucleotides long. RefSeq lists its product as uncharacterized. The record is from RefSeq and is a predicted model, not a curated record. Lineage: Eukaryota; Fungi; Ascomycota; Dothideomycetes; Pleosporales; Pleosporaceae. Bases 1 to 414 code for a protein of 137 amino acids. The transcript has 3 exons.